Messenger RNA from Oncorhynchus kisutch (coho salmon), 4987 nucleotides. RefSeq names its product unk zinc finger (gene unk). The transcript is spliced from 15 exons. The coding region runs from base 996 to 3464 and encodes 822 amino acids. The record is from RefSeq and is a predicted model, not a curated record. Gene Ontology annotation, molecular function: mRNA CDS binding; metal ion binding. NCBI's taxonomy places the organism in Eukaryota, Metazoa, Chordata, Actinopteri, Salmoniformes, Salmonidae. Gene Ontology annotation, biological process: cell morphogenesis involved in neuron differentiation.
CAUAAGGACCUUAUCUUUCAUAUCAGCGAGAAAGAACAAGGAAAACAUGUUAGGUUAAAUUGAUAUACACCUUGAUAGGGUUAAGGCGUCCAUAUGCUUCACAGCCGAAAUAGUUCGGUAGAGUUCGUGCAUAUAUUAUGAGUACGUUUUUGAAUUGUGUGAUUUUUUUUGAGGGGCUGUUCGGGCAAACCGCAUUUUUCUGGAGGCAAACUGAAGUUCGGAUCCUGGAGAUUGGUCAACAGUAGCUAUUCUUCAAUAGAGCCACACAGUGGAGGUGUCAAAAUACCCAUAAAAUCUAGCGGUCAAACAGGGAAAUGGUUCCAAUUGUUUUUCCACCAUUCAUCUUUCUCAUACGCGAUUUUAGAAACAGGGCUGUGUCUUGUGUAUGCUUACCCUGGCGUGACGUUUUGAUAAUCAUUUGAUUCUCUCUCGGACAAGGUGACAUUUAGGCUCUAUUUACUCUAAGAUUAAAAAAAAAAAAUGUUCAUUAGCAUCAAAAGUAGACAUCUUUAUUUAAAAUGACUUGCCUAGUUAAAUAAAAGGUUCAAUUUUUUAAAAAAAUAGGCAAGUCAGUUAACAAAUUCUUAUUUACUAUGACGGCCUACCCUGGCCAAACCUUAACCAGGACGAGGCUGGGCCCCAUUGUGCGCUGCCCUAUGGGACUCCCAAUCACGGCUGGUUGUGAUACAGCCUGGAAUCAAACCAGGGUCUGUAGUGACGCCUCUAGCACAGAGAUGCAGUGCCUUGGACCACAUCAUGCAAGACUACAAAUCCCUGCAACUCCUGCACAGCCUCUCUAGUUAACACCUUUGCUAACAGUUUAAAGGCAAAGGGGACAGACGAUGUUGAACUACAUGCCCCACAGUUCUUAGCAAACCCUUCGAACUGACGCUUCCACUUCCUCGUACCAGGCGCAAGCGCGCAUCGGUAAAGAAUGCGGACUUUGUCGCACACUGGAAACAGAACGCUGGUACAAAAGCUUCAAAGAGGAAAACAUGUCGAAAACACACACAAAGCCCCCGUCCUCGUCGGGGGCUACGACCUCCGGUGGACCUUCUUCCUCCUCAUCCUCCUCGCCCGCAGGUGGCACGACGUCUCCCGCCAACGUCCUGCACGUACAGCCUGAGAAGCCUCAACACUACACGUAUCUGAAGGAGUUCAGGACAGAACAGUGUCCUCUGUUUGUGCAGCACAAGUGUACCCAGCACCGGCCCUUUGCCUGCUUCCACUGGCACUUUCUGAACCAGCGGCGCCGCAGGCCCAUCCGCAGGCGGGACGGAACCUUCAACUACAGUCCAGACGUCUACUGCACCAAAUACGACGAGGGCACAGGCACCUGCUCUGACGGGGAUGAAUGUCCGUACCUGCAUCGUACGGCGGGCGACACAGAGCGGCGGUACCACCUGAGGUACUAUAAGACGGGCUCCUGUAUCCACGAGACGGACGGGAAGGGCCACUGCAGUAAGAACGGCUCCCACUGCGCCUUUGCACACGGAUCACAUGACCUACGAUGUCCCGUCUACGACGUCAGGGAGGUGCAGGUGAUGGAGUCUCAGGGGGGGUCGGGGGCUGCUGAGGGAGGAGGGGGGGAGGGCCAGUCGGGGCUGGCGGCCAGUACCGCCCUCAUUGAGAAGAUCCUGAGUGAGGAACCGCGUUGGCAGGAUAACACCUAUGUGUUGUCCCACUACAAGACAGAUCUGUGUAAAAAGCCUCCUCGUCUGUGUCGCCAAGGUUACGCCUGUCCGUACUACCACAAUAGCAAAGACAGGCGGCGUAGUCCACACAAACACAAAUACAGAGCGCUGCCGUGCCCAGCGGUGAAGCACAGUGAGGAGUGGGGAGAUCCCAGUAAGUGUGAGGUGGCAGAGGGAUGCCAGUACUGCCACACACGCACAGAGCAGCAGUUUCACCCUGAGAUCUAUAAGUCCACGAAGUGUAACGAUAUGCAGCAGUGUGGCAGCUGCCCCCGGGGCCCCUUCUGUGCCUUUGCACACCUUGACAACAAGCCCCCUAUCAGUGAAGAACCGUCGUUUCAGACCCCCAGCUCCCCACCUCUCCACCCAGGACCCCAAGACCCUCACCCUGCCCAGGAAGGAUGCUCCAGCCCUGGGGGCCGAGGUGGAAGAUCUGGGUCUCUGUCUGGAGGUCCGUUCUCCCCAUCAGGGGGGGUGUGUGUGGCAGAACAGGGCCUGUUAGGGAGGGUGCUGUCGUUGUGUGAGGACGUGUGUGGGGGAGGCGAACCCCUCUCCCCCUGGGCUGGGGAAGGGGGGUACGGUAGGGCACCGGGGUACGAGAGGGAAGAUCAUGCCAAACAGAAGAGUUUUACCAUGGACCAGCGCAACAGAGAAAUGGCGUCUCAUCACAGCAAACAGGACCUGCUGGUGUUCCUCCCAGUGGGUAGUCCUCUGAGUCUGUCCUCCAGUGUUCCCUCCAGCCUGGCAGCCACCCCUCCCAGCCCUGCCCCUCCUGGACCCCUCCACCAGGGCCACCACCACCAUGGAGCCCCAGCACCAGGCCUCUUCCCGGGCAUGAAUGCCAACGCACUGCCCUUCUAUCCCACCAGCGACACCGUGGAGUCUGUAGUGGAGUCAGCUCUGGAUGACCUGGACCUGAAUGACUUUGGCAUGUCUGCCCUGCAGAGAAGUCUGGACAGCAGCUCGGCUCUCCCCAGAGCCAUGCUGGGAGGAAAUCAGCUCCAGAGUUCUGCUCCUGUCAACAUUCCAGGAACCCUCUGCAGCUCUGCCCCUUUCAGCUCCCCCUCGCCCUCUCCACCAAUCAGAGCCCACCAAUCGCCAUUCUUCUCCUCCCAUCUAUCGCAGCCCAGCAAAUCAGAAAGCAGCUUCUUGGGGCCAUCGCAUAGCUCUUUAGGUCUGAAUGGUAUGAGCAGUAGUAUCUGGGAGCACCCAUCAGGCCAGGGUUCUCCCGGUACGCCCCCGGCCCUGAUACCCACCAUGGGCCAGAGCAUGGAGACAGCCCGGGUCCGACAGGAACUAGACGAUGCUAACAGACUACUGAAACACUGGGACCACACCUGGAGACAUACAGCACAGUCGUGGGCGGUGUUGAAGUCUGAUGCAGAGGAGUCUCGUGGCUCAGCCGGUCGGUCAGCUCUUGAAGCGGAGCGGGCCAGGCAGGCUGAGGAGGCGGCAAAGAGACAGACCUCCCUUCUCCAGGAGGCGCUGGAGAGCAUGAGGACAGGAGAGAACCCUCACUUGGGCCUCCACCAGCUCCAGCUGCUCCACAGACUGCCUCUAGAGUCUGUCCUCAGUUUGCAGGCCCAGCUCUGUACAUGUCUACACACUGUGGAACAGGUGGUGUAUAGAAAGCAGUGUCAAUGUUGUGUGACGUGUGGAGAGCAGGGAUCGGUCUCGCUGCCCUGUGGACAUGGUCUACUGUGUGACAGCUGCACCAGCUCUACAGAGUGCCCCCUUUGCCCAGAACAGAACCUAGAUCAGUUAUCCUGACCUAACUCUACUAUCUAUAGCCCAUAUAUAGAUAUGGUAUCCUCACUCAAAGACCAGCCCAAAGACCAGCCUCCGGUCCAUAUAGUCACUGAUUCAAGAUCAGAUUUUUUUUUUUACAUGCACUACCCGUCCAUAAGAAAUGAUUCAGGAUCAGCUUUAACCACAGACCUGGCUUUAACCAUUACAAGCUAAAUCACAAAUCUGACUCAGUUGUUAAAGGCAUGUAUGAUCCAGACAGCCAUCUCAUGAUGCAGCCUAAGUGGGCCACCAUUUGAAGGAGUACAAGGUUUUAGUUUUUACCAUUAGUUAUUAUUGUUUUGCUAAGGAGACUUAUAGUCUGAGGAAGAAUAGGGCUGCAUCUCAAUAGUAUAAAAAGGCUUCCUCUCCUCGUCUCCUUCACACUGAUCUGAAACUACAGGAAGGACAUAUGGUGGAAGCCUACAAAGAAAUUGCAGAUUAAGGAAGGAAAGCCAUGUUAAACUAUUUGGACGCUGCAGUCUUGUGUUGCUUACAGAUAGUUUCUGUGUGUGACUGACUCAGUCUGUGUUGCUUACAGAUAGUUUCUGUGCGUGACUGACUCAGUCUGUGUUGCUUACAGAUAGUUUCUGUGCGUGACUGACUCAGUCUGUGUUGCUUACAGAUAGUUUCUGUGCGUGACUGACUCAGUCUGUGUUGCUUACAGAUAGUUUCUGUGCGUGACUGACUCAGUCUGUGUUGCUUACAGAUAGUUUCUGUGCGUGACUGACUCAGUCUGUGUUGCUUACAGAUAGUUUCUGUGCGUGACUGACUCAGUCUGUGUUGCUUACAGAUAGUUUCUGUGCGUGACUGACUCAGUCUGUGUUGCUUACAGAUAGUUUCUGUGCGUGACUGACUCAGUCUGUGUUGCUUACAGAUAGUUUCUGUGCGUGACUGACUCAGUCUGUGUUGCUUACAGAUAGUUUCUGUGCGUGACUGACUCCGUCUGUGUUGCUUACAGAUAGUUUCUGUGCGUGACUGACUCAGUCUGUGUUGCUUACAGAUAGUUUCUGUGCGUGACUGACUCAGGUUUGCAGUCUAAUAUUAUUAUUCUUUGUUAACCGGAAAGAUGGGAGCAUGUUAACACAAUCAAGAAAAAUGUACUAUUCAAUUGUGUAGUCUGAAAUGAUGCCGAUUUUUCAUUUUAAUAACAAGGCGCUUCACGUUAACUCAAAUACCAGCCUUUUCUUUUUAUAAAAAUCUAUGUAUAAUGUUUUUGGGGCAUAAUUUACAUUUGUAAGCAUUUUGAUAUUUCACAGUAUGUCAAACUCAUGUCAAAUAUACACAGUUCUUGUAUGUCAUACUUGCUACAUGCACUGACUACACCAGGUGUCAGGCUUUGGAAACAGCAGGGGGGUGUGGGUGUGUUGAUAACCAAUGAAAAGACACGAUCACUACUAUACAUAGACCUGGCACAAAGUUCACACCUUGUCCUACUGCAUCCACCAACAGUGAUUCAUUUUUGUGUGUUUUGGUAUAAAAAAAUAAAACAAAUGUAUAUUUUUGGA